This is a messenger RNA of Parascedosporium putredinis, 2601 nucleotides long. NCBI's taxonomy places the organism in Eukaryota, Fungi, Ascomycota, Sordariomycetes, Microascales, Microascaceae. The record is from the annotation of a GenBank genome assembly.
AUGAUGGCACAGCAACCUCCAAAUAGCUCGGUACCACUAUCACAAAUCGAAAAGAGCGUGACGCACUUGCUCGUCGCGACCAAACAGCUACUCGAGACCCUAACGCAAUGGUCCCGGGGCCAGGCCACCGAUGGCCAGGUAUCUGAUGUGUACGUCCGCCUCGGUUACGAAUUCAAUAUGGCUUGUCGCGCCUUUUCUGCCAUCAAUGUCGACACAUCAGAUCUCGGAAACGUCCCCGAACUGCUCAGGCAUAUCCUCGAGGCCACUUUGAGCCAAGAGGCGAGCACCGAGAGCCUGGAAAACUACCUACCGAGGAUACGUGACAUCAUAAUAAAUCUUCUCCAUGGCCUCAAGCGGAAACAGCAGAAGCUGCGGCAGAAAACCGCUCGAGAUCGGGAAAGUGGGAGCACAGGCAGCGUCGGGUCCCUACCAGAGAGGUCAACGAGCACCAACACCAUGUCAAGCAUGGGGAGUGGUCUAACGUCGAUGCUCGACGACGGCCUUUCUAACGACUAUCGCGACUCGCAGUCCUCUCCAGCUAAGAACCGCUUACCUCCGCAGAGGGAUGAUACGCGUGGCUCCACAAACUCGGCCAUGUCGAACAACGCGAUGCAAGGUGGCGGCCUCGCAGCACCUCCCUACCCGGAGAAUGGCGGGAUCCCCUCGAACACGUCUGCGCCCGGGGACUUUAGCAUCGACAACUUUCCCCGCCGCCUCCUCCUCCGCCAUCCCCUCCACCGAAACCGUCUUCGGGCCAGCGAGCUCUCGCAGCGCUCCAAAAGGUGGGGAGCUGGAGAGGAGGGCAUCGAGGCGUUACUCUCAGUUCCAACUUGCUCGACAUCUCGGGGCUCCUGCGGUGCCUCUCCUACCCACCGGCGCGCUUCCGAUCCCGAACCACGUCAGCCCCCAGCGGAACUGCCAGCCUCCGUGCUAGACCAGCCAACCUCCCCAGAGGAUGUUAGGCCAAGCGCAACCCUCCAGGGACCAAUGGUAGACCCCGUCCCCAUCAUGAUGGAGGACUCUCCGCUGGAGACUAAGCCUAAUGCUAUCCGGGGCGGCGGAACGCAAGAGAGCACUCCCAGGCCGCGGACUCCUCCUGCGGCAACGCAGCCCGACAGCUUCUUCCAAGACACCCCGCCCGUUUCACCCACCAAGGAGCUCACCUUAUUCCUGCAGUACAAAACCAAGGUAAAGAAGUACGUGCUCCCCGAGGGCAUGAGCGAGCUUUCCAUUGGUCGACUACAGCUUGCGUUUAUCGAAAAGUUUUCGUGGAACACGCAGCAAAAUGGAGUCGACCUCCCGGAUAUCUACAUUCAGGAUCCUGUUUCGGGCGUUCGCCACGAGCUUGAGGACUUGUCGGACAUUAGGGACAGGACGGUGCUCGUACUCAACGUAGAACCGCUCGAUGAGGUGAAGAGGCACAUUGACGACGGCCUUGGCGUGAUCAAGCAAUUGAUGCAGGAGGUGAAGCAAAACGUGGACGACCAAAAGGCGGCAAUUACGCGAGUGUCAGACCGCCAGCAGGAAACGGCGCAAGAAGUGGCUCGCCUAGCGUCGGCGCCACCUGUGGCGAUGUCACCGCCGGCGGAUGGAUCGCGGCCGCGCAACUUGGGCCGAAAGCUGGACGGAUCUCACCUGACGGAUCUGCAGAGCCUACGGCGGGACCUGGCGGUGAUACGGCAAACGUAUUCCAACUUCCAGGCGGAGGUGCAGGGGGCUAUGUCGACGAUCCGGACCAAGGCUGCCAACGUCAAGGUGGCGGUGGUGAGCGCCCAACUACCAGCAGCGGAGGGGGCGGAGGGAUUCUCGUACGUGCAAAGCGGGCGAAAGGAACUCAACUCCAACUCGGACCGCAUCGUGGCCAAGGUGGAUGACCUACAGGAUCUGGUGGAGGAUCUUCGCAAGGACGUUGUGCAUAGGGGCGUGCGGCCGCUACCGAGGCAGCUGGAGGCGGUCAACAAGGACAUCGUGAUGCUGUCCAAGGAGUUGAAGCAGAUGGAGGAGUACAUGAACCGGGAGAAGCCGAUCUGGACCAAGAUCUGGGAGAAGGAGCUGGAGGACGUGUGCCAGGGUCGCGAUGAGCUGCGUCUUAUGGAGGACCUCAUGGUGGACCUCCGCGACGACCUGGAGAAGGCGUCGGAGACAUUUUCGUUGGUGGAGCAGGCGACCAAGGAGCAGAUGAAGGAUAACGGCACGAGCGCGAGCGCAGGCACCGCACGCAACUUCUCCAACAGGCUGGAUAUGGUGGGCGGGGCGGACCCGUCGCAGGCCAAGGAGGGAGUGCUCGGAGAGGUGCGGGCGCUGAUGCCCAACCACGAGAACCGGCUAGAGGCGAUUGAGCGGGCAGAGAAGUUGAGGCAAAAGGAGCUCGAGGGCCGCAAGGGCGGAGCGCUGCAGAAGGAGCUGAACAAGUUCGUGGGCGAGGGCAAGCUCAAGAAGUCGGGCGGGUUCGAGGAGGUGGAGAGGGCGCGCAAGGCCAAGGACGACAGGAUCCGGAGGGAGGUUUGGGAAAGGCAAAACGGCAUUAUACCGGACGACCCGGUCGGAGAGGAUGCGCUCGCAGCGGGCGGGGAUGGGAAUGGCACCGUGAACGGGGUUUGA